AUGGAGGCAAUGGUGGCAGCUAUGGUGGAGGCCCCGGCGGGUAUGGUGGCGGCAACCAGGGCUAUGGCGGAGGAGUUGGCAAUGGCAACCAGGGUGGCAGCUGUGGAGGAGGAUACAACAAUGACAGAUGGUGGUAACUACGGAGGUAGUAACUAUGGAGCUAACGGUGGCGGCAGCAGCACAGCUGGUGGUGGUGCUGGAGAUUACAAUGACUUUGGCAAUUACAGCAGCCAGCCCAAUGAAAGGAGGUGGCAGCUAUGGCAGUGGAGGGGGCAGGAGCAGCGGCCCAUAUGGUGGUGGCUUGGUGGUUAUGGAGGGGGCUCCAGUGGUGUGUAUGGAGGGGGCUCCAGUGGUGUGUAUGGAGGGGGCUCCAGUGGUGUGUAUGGAGGGGGCUCCAGUGGUGUGUAUGGAGGGGGCUCCAGUGGUGUGUAUGGAGGGGGCUCCAGUGGUGUGUAUGGAGGGGGCUCCAGUGGUGUGUAUGGAGGGGGCUCCAGUGGUGUGUAUGGAGGGGGCUCCAGUGGUGUGUAUGGAGGGGGCUCCAGUGGUGUGUAUGGAGGGGGCUCUAGUGGUGUGUAUGGAGGGGGCUCUAGUGGUGUGUAUGGAGGGGGCUCCAGUGGCGUGUAUGGAGGGGGCUCCAGUGGUGUGUAUGGAGGGGGCUCCAGUGGUGUGUAUGGAGGGGGCUCCAGUGGCGUGUAUGGAGGGGGCUCCAUUGGUGUGUAUGGAGGGGCUCCAGUGGUGUGUAUGGAGGGGCUCCAGUGGUGUGUAUGGAGGGGCUCCAGUGGUGUGUAUGGAGGGGGCUCUAGUGGUGUGUAUGGAGGGGGCUCCAGUGGCGUGUAUGGAGGGGGCUCCAGUGGUGUGUAUGGAGGGGGCUCUAGUGGUGUGUAUGGAGGGGGCUCCAGUGGUGUGUAUGGAGGGGGCUCCAGUGGUGUGUAUGGAGGGGGCUCCAGUGGCGUGUAUGGAGGGGGCUCCAGUGGCGUGUAUGGAGGGGGCUCCAGUGGUGUGUAUGGAGGGGGCUCCAGUGGUGUGUAUGGAGGGGGCUCCAGUGGCGUGUAUGGAGGGGGCUCCAGUGGCGUGUAUGGAGGGGGCUCCAGUGGUGUGUAUGGAGGGGGCUCCAGUGGUGUGUAUGGAGGGGGCUCCAGUGGUGUGUAUGGAGGGGGCUCCAGUGGUGUGUAUGGAGGGGGCUCCAGUGGCGUGUAUGGAGGGGGCUCUAGUGGCGUGUAUGGAGGGGGCUCUAGUGGUGUGUAUGGAGGGGGCUCUAGUGGUGUGUAUGGAGGGGGCUCUAGUGGUGUGUAUGGAGGGGGCUCCAGUGGUGUGUAUGGAGGGGGCUCCAGUGGUGUGUAUGGAGGGGGCUCCAGUGGUGUGUAUGGAGGGGGCUCUAGUGGUGUGUAUGGAGGGGGCUCUAGUGGUGUGUAUGGAGGGGCUCUAGUGGUGUGUAUGGAGGGGGCUCCAGUGGUGUGUAUGGAGGGGCUCCAGUGUGGUGUGUAUGGAGGGGGCUCCAGUGGUGUGUAUGGAGGGGGCUCUAGUGGUGUGUAUGGAGGGGGCUCCAGUGGCGUGUAUGGAGGGGGCUCCAGUGGUGUGUAUGGAGGGGGCUCUAGUGGUGUGUAUGGAGGGGGCUCCAGUGGCGUGUAUGGAGGGGGCUCCAGUGGUGUGUAUGGAGGGGGCUCUAGUGGUGUGUAUGGAGGGGGCUCCAGUGGCGUGUAUGGAGGGGCUCCAGUGGUGUGUAUGGAGGGGCUCCAGUGGUGUGUAUGGAGGGGGCUCUAG
Oncorhynchus keta (chum salmon) is the source of this 1761-nucleotide messenger RNA. Its product is annotated as loricrin-like. The transcript is spliced from 5 exons. The record is from RefSeq and is a predicted model, not a curated record. Bases 1 to 1761 code for a protein of 586 amino acids. Lineage: Eukaryota; Metazoa; Chordata; Actinopteri; Salmoniformes; Salmonidae.